Colletotrichum navitas is the source of this 1461-nucleotide messenger RNA. RefSeq lists its product as uncharacterized. The transcript has 2 exons. The coding region runs from base 1 to 1461 and encodes 486 amino acids. The record is from RefSeq and is a predicted model, not a curated record. Lineage: Eukaryota; Fungi; Ascomycota; Sordariomycetes; Glomerellales; Glomerellaceae.
AUGACCAUGCUCACAGUCAAGCAGCCAACACACUACGGCUACAAGUCCGUCCAUGACCUACCCACUCCGCCCUCGACAUCCCGACCCUCGCCUCCCUUGGCCUACCAAGACCACCCCUCACACAAGCUGCUGCCAUCCAUUCCCCGAAGUAACAGUCCACCUGGUCAGCCCAUGUCGGCACACCAUCGUGGCCUGCCUCCGCCAGCGGCCAUGACCCUGCCUCAGCCGUCUCACUCGAGCUCUGCUCCUCCCCCGCCGCCGCCACCUACGUCCCAAUCCAUCGGACAAGCUCCGCCCACCUACAGUCACGGCAUGGCCCAGCUACCUGGACCACCGCCGCAGUGGCACGGAGCAGAGGAGUCUAUGAGGAGUUGGCUGGCAGCCAAGGCUGAGGAAGAGCGCCGAAGACAGGAGGAAGAGAAGACUAGGCAGGAGUCUCUGCGUCUGGAGCAGCGACGGAUAGAGGCAGAUAUGCUGCGGACCUCUUUGAACGGCGGCAUCCCUCCGCCCAUUGUCCCGCUCGUAUUCGCCGGGAUGGGUGGCGGCGUUCCUCCGGCAGCUUUGGAGUGGGCGCAGCAGUUUCUCGCCCAGCAGGGUCAGCAGCCACAGCACCCUCAGUUAUUGCCAUCUCAGGGUCCUCUGUCACCAGAUCACCGCCGCGAUUCUCACUCCCAGUCCUACGGCCAGUAUUCCGGUGUGCCCUCGACACCGAGCUCGGUCCCGGGCCCUCACAGUUUUGCCGGGUACCCAGGCUCUCCCCAGCGCGGCCGAGCAACAACGUUGUCCUCGACGAGCUCAGUAUCCCGACCCCACGGAUCUAGCAACUUGCCUAACCUUAACACAAACGUGCCGCAUUCUGGUCCGUCAGGUUCAUCAACGUUGCAGAACCAGCACCAGCAGCAGCAGCAGCAACAUCCUGUGGUGCAGCCGGCACAGAGCCAACAGGAGGCCCAGCCUAGUCCUUCAAUUUACUUUCAUCAUUGGCACCCGCCGACAUCCCAAGCCGGAGGUGGCUCAACCCAGCCUGCGACCCCCUCCGGAGAGUCUCCUAGGAACAAGCGCAAGGCCACUGGCCCGCAGCAAGCCCCUCCGCAUCCAAGUCAACAACGCCUGAGGUCGCCUCCCUUUCACGGUGGAUCAACUCUCGGAAACCCCCCACUGGGACGUAGACGGGGGCACUCGAGACAACACAGCGAUGCUUCAUCCUACCGGCCGACUGGCCGAGGCCGGGGGGAGAGCUUUGGGAUGCCUCAAGGCAUGUCUCCACAGGUUACUAGCUUCGGUACGGGUGCCGAACACAACGAGUCGGCAGCUGGUCAACAACAACAAGCAAAAGGUGUUGGCGGUCACUCGGUAUCAUCAUUAUUAUCGGAAGAACCAUCGCCCGCGGCUCAAUAUGGUUCGGCCCCGUCGGAUGCGUACCAAGAACGAGGCGAGGAGCGACGACGGUCCCCAUUGUAA